Messenger RNA from Caenorhabditis remanei, 3246 nucleotides. RefSeq lists its product as uncharacterized. Gene Ontology annotation, biological process: formation of cytoplasmic translation initiation complex; translation reinitiation. Gene Ontology annotation, molecular function: translation initiation factor activity; mRNA binding. The record is from RefSeq and is a predicted model, not a curated record. The coding region runs from base 1 to 3246 and encodes 1081 amino acids. The transcript is spliced from 7 exons. Gene Ontology annotation, cellular component: eukaryotic translation initiation factor 3 complex, eIF3m; eukaryotic translation initiation factor 3 complex, eIF3e; multi-eIF complex. NCBI's taxonomy places the organism in Eukaryota, Metazoa, Nematoda, Chromadorea, Rhabditida, Rhabditidae.
AUGGCUCCGAAUUAUUUUCAAAAGCCCGAGGCCGCUUUGAAGCGCGCCGAAGAACUCAUUCAAGUCGGAAAAGAGUCGGAUGCUUUGGACACUCUCCAUGACACCAUUAAAGCUAGAAGACACAAACAAUGGACACAAACUCAUGAGGCCAUCAUGAUCAAGCACAUGGAACUGUGUGUGGAUCUGAAGAAGCAACACCUAGCGAAGGAUGCGUUGUUCCAGUACAAAGCUCUUACUCAGCAGAUCAACGUGAAAUCGCUCGAAACAGUCGUCGAACAUUUCCUGAAACUCGCCGAAAGCAAAACCGAAGAAGCUCAGAAGCAGUCGAUAGAGAAAGUUGAAGAAAUCGGAGAUCUCGAUCAAGGAGACGUUCCAGAACGUCUUCUCCUCGCCGUCGUCUCCGGAGCAGCCGCCCAAGACCGAAUGGAUCGUACCGUUCUCGCACCAUGGCUCCGUUUCCUCUGGGAUUCCUACAGAAAUUGUCUGGAAUUGUUGAGAAACAACGCUCAAGUCGAACAUCUUUACCAUCAAAUCAGUCGUCACUCGUUCAGUUUCUGUCUCCGAUACCAGCGACGUACCGAGUUCCGCAAACUCUGUGAUCUUCUCCGUAUGCAUUUGAAUCAAAUUCAGAAGCAUCAAUAUGCACCGAAUGUCAACUCAUUCCGCGUUAAACUCACCUCCCCGGAGUCAUUGGCACUUAUGCAAGACACUAGAUUGGUUCAGUUGGAUACUGCUAUUCAGAUGGAGCUCUGGCAAGAAGCUUACAAGAGUGCCGAAGACGUGCACGGAAUGAUGCAACUCUCCAAAGACAAGGAUAAGAGAACUGUGAAGCCAUCCAGUUACGUCAACUACUAUGACAAACUCGCUCUUGUCUUCUGGAAGGCUGGAAACAGUUUGUUCCACGCCGCUGCUCUCCUUCAAAAGUUCAUUAUCUACAAGGACAUGAAGAAGUCGUUCACACAAGAAGAAGCUCAAGAGCAGGCUACCCGUGUUCUUCUCGCCACUCUCUCCAUUCCAGAAGGAUCUGAUUCUCCAUCGGAUUUGUCAAGAAACCUUGAUAUCGAGGAGCAACACGUUGCCAACAUGAGACUUCUCUCCAACUUGCUCCGUCUUCCAAUCGCCCCAACUAAGAACGGAAUUCUCAAGGAGGCCGCUCGUAUUGGAGUACCAGAGGCUUCUGGACAAAUUGCCAAGGAUCUUUACAAACUUCUUGAGAGCAACUUCUCUCCACUGAAAGUCGCUAAGGAUGUUCAAGCUGUUCUUGAUACCAUAACUCGUCCAGAUCAUCAACAAUAUGUUGAAUCUCUUCAAGCUGUUGCUGCAGUCAAGGCUUUGAAGCAAGUUUCGGUUAUUUAUGAGGCUAUCAGCUGGGAAAGAAUCCGCAAAAUCAUUCCAUUCUACUCGGAUUUGGCCCUUGAGAGAGUCGUCGUUGAGGCCAGCAAACACAGAAUCGUGAAGGCUCAAAUCGAUCAUCGUGCCGAUUGUGUUCGCUUCGGUUCCUCGGAUGCUACACUCGCUGGAGGAGUUGAUGAAUGUGAUAACAACGAGGGAUUCACCGGAGAUGAUACUCAAUUGGGAGUUGAAGGAGUUCGUAACCAUCUGGAAGCAAUGUACACUCGUCUUCGUGUUCUCGUCGAAGGACUUGAUGCGGAGAAACGACGCAAGGAGAUGGUCCGUAAAAUCGAGAACCAUGUUACCAGUUACGAGAAGAACCGUCCAACCGAGAUAGAUCGUAUCCACCGACGCAAGAAGAUGCUCGAGAACUACAAGGAGAACUGGGAGCGUGUCAAGGCUGAAAAGACUCUGCAAGCUGCUACUGAACAAGCUAAACGUGAAGAAGCCGCUCGUGCUGAGGAGAUGAAGAGGCUCGACGAGCAGAAUAAGGAGAGUGAGCGGAAGAGAAAGCAGGCUGAAGCCGAGGAGAUUCAGAAGAAGAUCAAACAAGAUCAACUCUACAAAAUGCAACAGAACGCCAUCUACCAAGCCAUCAUCAAGGAGAAGGGACUCGACCAAUUCCGUGAUAUGGAUCCAGAGCAAGUGUUGCGCGAGCAAAGAGAACGAUUGGAUAAGGAGAGAGCGGAGACUCAACGGCGGUUGCAGCAACAGGAGAAGAACUUUGACCAUCAUGUGCGUGCUCUCCACUUGGAAGAGAUGAACGAGCGACGUGCUGUGAUGCAUAUGAGAAUGAAUGAGGCGCCGAAACUUCAUGACCAGUAUGAAGAGCAGAGAAUUGCUAAGGAGAUUGCCGCUCACGAGAAACACGUCCAAAUUUGGGCGAUGUGGGAUCAAGUCCGUGACGCUACUCUCGAAUGGGUCGAAGAAGUCAAAGUUGACAACCGAGACAACCUUGAGAAGAAGAUUUCCGAGUGGGAAAUCAAACUCGAAGCUGUUCGUAACAGUCGUCUCGCCGAGCGUGCCGAAAAGCGUAAGAAGGAGAGAAAGGAGUUGGCGAUGCAAGCGAAGAUCGCCGAAGAGCGUAAACGUCGUGAAGAUGAGGAGCGUGCUCGUCAAGCUGUCAUCGACAGCCAACGUCGUCCACAUGAUCGUGACGGUCGUCGUAGAGAGAUGGAGAACUCCGCCGCUAUGCAAGACAACGAUUGGAGAAGAAAUGCUCCAGCACGCGACGCACCACCACCAAGAGAUUCUCGCCCAAUGCGCGGUGAUGGACCGACUCGUGAGCCACGUGAACAAUUCAUUCCUUCCUCCAAAGCCGACACCGAUUCGUCGUGGAGAUCGUCGGCGCAACCCCGCAAACCUGAUGACCGUCGUAGCGAAGAGUUCCGUCGUGAUGAUGGACCACGUCGCGGUGAUGAUGGACCACGCCGAAGCGACGAUUUCCGUCGUAACGAAAAUGAUGGACCUCGUCGUGGCCCACCUCUCCCUGUUUCGAAGGCUGACACCGUUGAUAAGUGGGAGCGUGGAGCGAAGCCUGUCACCUCACCACCUCAAAAGACCGAAUCCCCACCAGCCGCCGCCCCUGAGCCGAAAUCCGAUGGACCCAAGAAAUUCGUCCCACCGCAUCUCCGAAACAAACAAGGCAGUGGCACACCGUCCGAAGAAACAUCUCCACGCAACGGAGCCAAUGUUUCCAGCCCUCCAGAUCGUGCUCAAGGACUCCGAGGCCCACCACCACCAUCAUCCGGUGGCCCGGGAGGACGCAACCUGCCGCCACGUCGUACCGAUGGACCGCCACAACGCAAUUCGGACACCUCAAGAAACGCUGAUACCGGAAACUGGAGAAAAUAA